This is a messenger RNA of Chanos chanos (milkfish), 765 nucleotides long. RefSeq names its product coiled-coil-helix-coiled-coil-helix domain containing 4b (gene chchd4b). The coding region runs from base 164 to 673 and encodes 169 amino acids. The transcript is spliced from 3 exons. The record is from RefSeq and is a predicted model, not a curated record. Gene Ontology annotation, biological process: protein import into mitochondrial intermembrane space. Gene Ontology annotation, molecular function: protein-disulfide reductase activity. Gene Ontology annotation, cellular component: mitochondrial intermembrane space. Lineage: Eukaryota; Metazoa; Chordata; Actinopteri; Gonorynchiformes; Chanidae.
AUCGGAAGCUCAGCUGUAGUGGAGAAACGUCCCGGCACCUUGAGUUGCAUCCACUGACUUUGUGUACUGCACAAACCGAUCGACACCUGGUGAUUCGCGAGUCCAGGAGCAUCUCUUCGCGCUGUCGUACUACGGAAAACUAGAAGCGCGUAUCGCGGGAGAAAUGUCUGCUGUAAACGAAGAGGGAAAGGACCAGGUCAUUUUCGUAACCAAGGAGGAGCAUGAGACGCCCAGCACUGCAGAACUGGUCCAGGAUGAUCCGGAUGACCCAUACGAAGAGAAAGGCCUGAUCUUGCCCAGUGGGGAGAUUAACUGGAAUUGUCCAUGUUUGGGGGGGAUGGCGAGCGGCCCGUGUGGGGAACAGUUUAAGGCGGCAUUCACCUGUUUCCACUUCAGUCAGGAGGAGGUCAAAGGGUCUGACUGUCUUCAACAGUUCAGAGACAUGCAAGACUGCCUCCGUCGCUUUCCCGAACUCUACCCUCAGGAGGAGGAGCCUGAGCCCACCAAUGGUCAAGCUGAUCCAGCAGACCCCGCCCCUACUGAGGAGCCAACCCCCAAGUCUCAAAUGGACUCCGCCCCAUCCAGCGUCUCUGCUCCAGACCCCACCCCAGGAGAAGAACCUGCUGCCCCUGAAACACACACUUCUUCUACAGACAUUCCUGCUGCUAGUUAAUAUGAGACUGCAGCAAUGACAUACACACACACACGGCCUUGUUAUGGAAGUUUUUCUGAAAACACUGUUAGCAAAUGCAUGAAUCUGAAAUC